Messenger RNA from Lates calcarifer (barramundi perch), 5191 nucleotides. RefSeq names its product solute carrier family 12 member 4 (gene slc12a4). Gene Ontology annotation, molecular function: potassium:chloride symporter activity. The transcript is spliced from 24 exons. Gene Ontology annotation, biological process: potassium ion import across plasma membrane; chloride transmembrane transport; chloride ion homeostasis. Bases 115 to 3399 code for a protein of 1094 amino acids. The record is from RefSeq and is a predicted model, not a curated record. Gene Ontology annotation, cellular component: membrane. NCBI's taxonomy places the organism in Eukaryota, Metazoa, Chordata, Actinopteri, Centropomidae.
GAGCGCAGUGUAGUGGAAUGUAGUUGCCAUUAGUGGGAGUUGAGCUUCAGCUGGCUAACAGCUAGCCUGCUAUGUUGAGUCUGAGCUGGAGACGCAGAGGAGAGUGAUGAAAACAUGCCUCACUUCACUGUGGUACCGGUGAAGGACCGAGCUCAGUCCAGCUACGACAGUCUAGAGGGGAUUAACUGGGUGGAUUACAGGGACACUGGGCAGGACAACCAUGAUCACCAAGAUACUGUCAGCUCUGAUGGACACGGAAAUCAUAAAGAAGACAGUCCAUUUCUCAACAGUGCCCAUGCUGCUAACAAGAAGAAUGACUUCUAUGACAGGAACCUGGCACUGUUUGAGGAAGAGCUGGACAUCCGGCCGAAGGUUUCCUCUCUGCUCAGCCGCUUGGUCAACUACACCAACAUCACCCAAGGGGCCAAGGAGCAUGAGGAGGAGGAGAGUGCUGAGGCCUCACGUAGGAAGACCCCCAAGUCUCCCAACAUGGGCACUCUGAUGGGAGUCUACUUACCGUGUCUCCAGAACAUCUUUGGUGUCAUUCUUUUUCUCAGACUGACAUGGAUUGUUGGGAUGGCUGGCAUCAUGCAGUCGCUCUUGAUUGUCCUCAUGUGCUGCUCAUGUACAAUGCUCACAGCCAUAUCAAUGAGUGCCAUUGCUACUAAUGGUGUUGUUCCAGCUGGAGGUGCAUACUUCAUGAUCUCACGCUCCCUUGGUCCAGAGUUCGGAGGAGCAGUGGGACUGUGCUUCUAUUUGGGCACCACCUUUGCUUCCGCCAUGUACAUACUUGGUGCCAUCGAAAUCUUCUUGAAAUAUCUGGUGCCUCAGGCGGCCAUCUUUCAUGGCACAGACCCCCUCGGGAGUGACAGUGCCAUGUUGAACAAUAUGCGAGUCUACGGUUCUAUCUGCCUCACACUAAUGGCUGUGGUGGUUUUUGUAGGAGUCAGAUAUGUCAACAAGCUGGCCUCUCUUUUCCUGGCCUGUGUCAUUAUCUCAAUUGUCUCCAUCUAUGCUGGAGCAAUCAAAUCCAUGACUCAUCCUCCAGAGUUUCCGAUCUGCAUGCUGGGCAACAGGACUUUGGUGAGAGAUCGCUUUGAUGUGUGUGCUAAGACUGUGAUACAGGGCAACAUCACUGUGCCCAGUCAGCUGUGGGAAAGGUUCUGUCUGCCAGGGAACAUGAGCAGCGCUCAGUGUGAUGACUACUUCAUCCAGAACAAUGUGACAGAGAUACAGGGCAUCCCCGGACUGGGCAGUGGGAUUAUUAGAGAAAACAUGUGGGGUAACUACCUGCAAAAAGGAGAAAUCUUGGAGAAAGCGGGGCUACAGUCAGUUGAUACCCAUGGCGCAUUGGACAACUUUGGCAUGUAUGUGUCAGCAGACAUCGCUACAUCAUUCACACUUCUGGUGGGGAUCUUCUUCCCAUCUGCCACAGGUAUCAUGGCAGGCUCCAACAGAUCCGGUGAUCUCCGGGAUGCUCAGAAGUCCAUUCCUGUGGGAACUAUUCUAGCUAUUACCACUACUUCACUUGUUUAUUUAAGUUCUGUAGUUCUGUUCGGGUCUUGUAUUGAAGGAGUAGUCCUCCGGGACAAGUUUGGGGACGCAGUCAGAAAAAACUUGGUGGUGGGGACUCUCUCCUGGCCAUCUCCAUGGGUUAUUGUCAUUGGCUCCUUCUUCUCUACAGUUGGGGCCGGCCUGCAGUCCCUCACUGGGGCGCCCCGACUUCUACAGGCUAUUGCCAAGGACAACAUCAUUCCUUUCCUCAGGGUGUUUGGUCACGGAAAGACCAACGGAGAGCCAACAUGGGCACUGCUGCUGACUGGUCUCAUAGCAGAGCUGGGUAUUCUUAUUGCCUCUCUGGAUAUGGUGGCUCCUAUCCUUUCCAUGUUCUUCUUGAUGUGCUAUCUCUUUGUGAACUUAGCCUGUGCAGUUCAGACUCUUUUACGCACACCAAACUGGAGGCCAAGGUUUAAAUAUUACCACUGGGCUCUGUCCUUCCUUGGCAUGAGUAUGUGUCUGGCUCUAAUGUUCAUCUCCUCCUGGUACUAUGCUAUUGUGGCCAUGGGCAUCGCUGGGAUGAUCUACAAAUACAUUGAGUACCAGGGAGCAGAGAAGGAGUGGGGAGAUGGUAUAAGAGGACUGUCCCUUAGCGCUGCACGCUACGCCCUGCUAAGACUGGAGGUCGGACCUCCACACACCAAGAACUGGAGACCUCAGCUGCUGGUGCUGCUGAAGCUGGAUGAGGACCUCCAUGUAAAAUAUCCCAGACUGCUCACAUUUGCCUCACAGCUGAAGGCGGGAAAAGGCCUGACCAUUGUGGGCUCUGUCAUUCAGGGCAACUUCCUGGACAGCUAUGGGGAAAUGCAGGCAGCAGAACAGGCCAUUAAGAAUAUGAUGGAGAUUGAGCGGGUCAAGGGCUUCUGUCAGGUCGUGGUGGCAUCAAAGGUGCGUGAGGGCAUUGUCCAUCUGAUCCAGUCCUGUGGCCUGGGAGGCAUGAAGCACAAUACUGUGGUGAUGGGCUGGCCGUACGGCUGGAGACAGAGCGAGGACCCUCGUGCCUGGAAGACUUUCAUCAACACAGUCCGCUGCACCACAGCUGCCCACCUGGCCCUGAUGGUGCCCAAAAAUGUGUCCUUCUACCCGAGCAACCACGAACGCUUCACCGAUGGCAACAUUGACGUGUGGUGGAUCGUCCAUGAUGGGGGGAUGUUAAUGUUGUUGCCUUUCCUGCUCAAACAGCAUAAAGUGUGGAGGAAAUGCAAGAUGCGCAUCUUCACUGUAGCCCAGAUGGAUGACAACAGUAUCCAGAUGAAGAAAGAUCUGGCCACGUUCCUUUACCAGCUGCGAAUAGAGGCUGAGGUGGAGGUGGUGGAGAUGCACGACAGUGACAUCUCAGCAUACACCUAUGAGCGGACGCUAAUGAUGGAGCAGAGGUCCCAGAUGCUGAGGCAAAUGAGGCUCUCCAGUGCAGAAAGACAAAGAGAGGCCCAGUUGGUUAAGGACAGACACUCUUUGGUCCGUAUGGGGAGUCUAUACUCAGAUGAGGAGGAGGAGGUGGUGGAGGCUCCUCCAGAGAAGGUUCAGAUGACAUGGACAAAAGAAAGGUGUGAGGCCGAGAGGAGGAACAGGAACAACGCACCUGAGAAUUUCAGGGAACUCAUGAGCCUCAAACCGGAUCAGUCCAACGUGCGGCGAAUGCAUACAGCUGUGAAGCUGAACGAGGUAAUAGUCAACAGGUCCCACGAUGCUCGAUUAGUGCUGCUCAACAUGCCCGGGCCACCACGAAAUGCAGACGGCGAUGAGAACUAUAUGGAGUUCCUGGAGGUGUUGACUGAAGGCCUGGAAAGAGUGCUGCUGGUGAGAGGUGGAGGUCGGGAGGUCAUCACUAUUUACUCAUGACCAAUUAGGAGCUGCUACACAGAGGCCUCAGCCUCAUCACACUACAUUCCCCUUCUGAACGCAAAGCAGCACCCACUCUGCUGCCAGAAAGCAGCACCCACUCUGCUGCAGCACCCAGUCUGCUGCCAGACAUUAUCAAUUUGACACUUUUUCUGAAGUAUGGACUUUUGAGUACAAAAGAGGUUUAUUCUAUUCUUGUAGAAUAUUGAGACACCUUGGUGUACAUAUCUAUCCAAUAUGUUCACAGCUUUGCCAUUAUUUACAAAUGAAAGCUGUUAUUUUUCUCCCUCAGAAAAUCAAUAUUUGUGUAAGACUGUCAAACACAAAGUGUAGGUUAGUGUUUUCUAAUUUAUAUGUAAGAAGUACCUCUUCGUAUGUGAAAAUAAACCUAUAUUUGAUGAUUUGGCAGAGAGCACAAUCCAGGAUAGUACGCAUGUUUUUAUAACAGUUUUAAUAGUAUAUCAGAUUUUUAUUCUAUAGCAGCCUUUUGAUUAUUUUGGAAGCACAUCUCUAUUUAUUUAUUUAUUUUUUCAACACUUCCCCAUUGAGGUAAAAGAAAAUGUUACUGUAGAUAAUAAACAUAAUUCUUGACGUUGGCUGUGCUGUAUUGGUGGCACAGAAUGGAGUUUGUAAAUGUGGAUACCAGAGAUCAUAAGCAAGUUUUUAAAAAGAGUUAUAAUUUAUCAUUUUUGGACAGAUAUUUGUGCUCUUGAUUAGAGAAAAAAAUGUAUGAGUGAUCUUUGGGCUGUUACAUUUGUACUUUUUCUGCCGACCUAAAAAGCUUAUCUGCACACAAAAAAGAUGGCUAAAUGUAAAGUUGUAAUCCUUAAGAUUUUCAUGAAAUCAAACCCAUUUUAUACUAUUUAUAGUCUGCAUUUUUCUGCAGUAGCCAGUCAGUGUAUUCACAAAUACCCACCUGUGUGGUAGUUUUCCUUACUCACAGUGGAGUUCAUCAUUCCCAACCUGAUUUCAAAUUGCCUACUAGCUAGCUGCUUAUGGAUUGUUGCCCGUAGUAUUAAAAACCACACUUGCUGGUACCAUAGUAACCAUGGGUGUUGUCCAAUCAACUAGGACUGAAAUCUGAGGGAUUACCACCUUACGAAAAAAUCCUGUUCUCAGAUAACAUCUUGUGUUUUUAAGGUCUUUUCCUAGGAAGUUCAGUUUGAUAAAUAAGUAAAAACUGUUUCUUUUAUGAGGACUCAAUGGGCUGUACAAGCCAAGGGUGUUUAUAUGUAAGGAAUAACUAGGAUUGCAGUUAUUAAAAACUAAAGACGCAAUGGUAAGAACACUCCUGGUCUUCACUUUAAAUCAUAGAGAAAAAGCAUAGGUUGGAGUAGAUCAUCCCACAUUUUCUCUCUCCAGCAAUCCAUAUUAUGUUUUAGCAAAUUCAGCUUUUGGCACAGCACUUUUUCAUUGGAAACUUUAUGUUGGCAGUAUUUUAGUGACACUGAGUAUUCAUUUUAAGGGCGAUUACACUAUUUUGUCACAGUUGUGUGGUUAUCUGAAAAUCAUGCACAUGGUGUAAAUGUUAAAACAUCAAAAUGAGCUCACCACAACAAAUUCCUAUCAGCUAUGUUGCCAAUGCAGUAUUGACUCUGAUUCCUAACAAGGCGGGUUUUCUAACUUAAAUACCUGGUUUUAAUUAUUUCUUCGUGCAAUGAAAAAAGCAAGGGCAAUUGUCUGCUUGGCCAAAUAGCUCAAAAUAAAACACACACACACAUGUUUUAUAUUCUUCCAUAAUAUCUUAUUAUGCUGUACGAUCAAAUAAAAAGGAACAUUUGUUUAUUAACUA